Molecule: messenger RNA, 981 nt
Organism: Penicillium malachiteum
Lineage: Eukaryota; Fungi; Ascomycota; Eurotiomycetes; Eurotiales; Aspergillaceae
Product: ATP11 family protein
Exons: 2
Coding region: 1-981 (326 amino acids)
Biological process (GO): mitochondrial proton-transporting ATP synthase complex assembly
Cellular component (GO): mitochondrion
Source: RefSeq, a predicted model, not a curated record
AUGGCCUCCCUACGAUUUCAAGGAUUACGCUCCGUUUUCCGGGGUCAAGCGAAUCCCCUUCGCACCCAGCAGCGCCGCUGGGCUCAAGUUCACGAUGUGCGCUUUCUAGCCUCGCACCACGAUCCCAAGCACGUCUUGGACAAGUAUCGUUCCAAGCUGGAUCAGAAGGCUAAACAAGAAGGCCAUGAGUCCGUUGAUUCCUUGAAAGAAGCCUACAGCGACAAGAUCCACGAUUUGCGCCGUCAAGCAUCGACCGCGACCACCCCAGAACCCGAGACACCUGAAAAACAAUCACCCUCUGCCCAAUCUCCGACCGUACAUGCUGCCCGCAAAGCAACCGACAAAGCCAGUCCCAUUAAGCCUCUGAGCACAUACGUCGAUGUCGAAAAGAUCCGCGAGCUCCCAGCCAAGGAGAUCGAAGCACUCUGGCGUCUCCGUUUCGCCAACAACCCAACUACCGUUUGCGCGGCGAUCCCUCUCGAAAUAUACCAGCGUAUUUUCAACGCCGCACGUCAGCACCCCCAAUUCGUUCUCCCACUCCCACGACAGACCGCCGAGGAACAAGAGGAGACCACCGCUGAUAUUCACUUCCUACAAUGGGCAUUCCACCCCCCUGCCGAGGAACCCGUCAUUACUUCCUCCUCGGGAGAGACAGCUAAUACCCAUGUCUCCACGGUGAUCUUCACCCACCUUGGGGCAUUCAAGAUGCACGGUUCUUUCGCCCAGCCGCACACGACUGUUACACAUUAUUUGGAUUUGGCAGAUGACAAGGGUCUUGUCUUGAUGCACGGACAGGUCGUGCCUGACCGUGGUGUGUCUACUACGGAGGCUACAUGGCUUGUCAGCUGUGUGCAACGUUUCUACGAUUUUGAGGGACAGGCCAGCGGACGCAAGAGCGAGCUUGUCCGCAUGUUCACUCGUGGAGACACGGAGAAUUUCAAGGUGGAGGAAUUGAUGGAGGAGAGUGAAAAGAUCCAGUAG